Molecule: messenger RNA, 908 nt
Organism: Talaromyces proteolyticus
Lineage: Eukaryota; Fungi; Ascomycota; Eurotiomycetes; Eurotiales; Trichocomaceae
Exons: 1
Coding region: 285-764 (159 amino acids)
Source: RefSeq, a predicted model, not a curated record
AUGCCAAUCGAGCAAUGAUUCCUGUGAGGGUCAUGAAUCACGUAUCGAGUGCGUGGCGAUAGCCGAUUGCAAUCUCUUGACUCGUCCGCGAUUCUGUUUACGGCCAGGAUCGUCGCCCUAGGAGACACCUCAACGCACCAGCCCAUAUGAGUGGUCAACUACCACCACGCACCCGGUCUGGUAUUCCCGUGGUAUUUGAAAUUUCCAUCUUAUUAUUGUAAUUUGUUACAAGCAAGCCUCGCGGGGGCUUGAAGGUCGGCGUUGCUUGUAUUAGAUACAAUCUUAUGAUGAUGAUUGAUGCAUUACGGCCACUGCCCAAAAUAACCACCAGUAAUCAAUGCGGCAGGCCCUCCCACCCGCCAAACCCUGCCAGUGCCAACAAUUUUCCUGUACCACGACGCCCAUACCACGCUCACUUCCCUUUCCACUUUCCCCCUCGAACCAACCUACGUGGUGUACUCUUUCACUGUUUCUUCAUACACUCUUUUUUUGUCCUUUUCACUUCAUCCACUGUUGAAUCGUUGGACAAGAACCCAACCGCCCUUCCUUCCUUUCCGCUUCUCGAUAAGAAGAAAGGCAGGAUCGUGGGCGCGGAGAGGUCGAAGGCUUUUUGCCCAGUGCUGUCCUUCCGCCUGUCGACAAUUCACGCUGCUCCUACCUUUUAUCGUUCGUUCAUCAAGAAUCAACAACAACUACUACUCGACGCAUCAACACAAAGUCCAAUCGCUCAUAAUUUCACGCCUGAAAAGAAUAAUUCGAAAUAAUACAGACCUUUUUAAUUUUGCUCUCGCGGGCGACGUGACAAGAUAAAGAAAGGCACCUGGACGUGACCGAUUGCUAAUCUUCUCCACCGCCCUCAACCUCCAAAAUCAUCUCGCGGGGCUGAUUUCCAUUCGUUGUAUCGACGC